This is a messenger RNA of Lates calcarifer (barramundi perch), 2384 nucleotides long. RefSeq lists its product as uncharacterized. The transcript is spliced from 2 exons. The record is from RefSeq and is a predicted model, not a curated record. NCBI's taxonomy places the organism in Eukaryota, Metazoa, Chordata, Actinopteri, Centropomidae. Bases 1666 to 2154 code for a protein of 162 amino acids.
GUUAUUGUAGUUCUACAAUAUGCUAGGAGAAGAAGAAAAUGGGCUGCCCCAAAAAAAUCAAAAAGGAAGCAAGAGGAACUUGAAGAAAAGUUGAGAAGAGCAGAACAGAAAACAGAAAAAUACAGGAAACGGCUUCAACGAUUGAAAAUGGCUCAUCAAUCUCCAAGAGCCAAAGUCAACAAAAUACUCAGGGAAGCUUCGCAGACAUCCCUAAGAAGAACCCUGUUGUUCCAUACAGCAGUAGCUGAGGAAGUGCGUACAAAGUACAAAAAAUCAAAGAGAGAAAGUCACAGACAACUCAUUGCAGCAGUAAUCACCAGCAAAAUCCUCAAGAAGUACAGGCUGCAGAAAUUGGCACAGGAGGUACUUGGAUUUUCAAGGAAAAGAUGGAAGAACCUGGGAAAUGAAAAUGUCUGCUACUACAAGAGGAAGGAAUACACUGGAAUUGGUGCGAGACUGAAAGAAAAGGUAACGUCAUUCUUUGUACGUGAUGAUGUGAGCAGGAUCACUACUGGAAAAAAGCAAACAGUCACAAAAGGAAAAAAGAAAAUGCAGAAAAGACUACUUCUGGAUUCAGUGAAAAACCUCCAUUUGAGGUUCCUCGCUGAGCAGACCAACAUGAAGCUGUCAUACUUGCUGUUUUGCACACUUCGUCCCUAUUGGGUUGUGCACCCAACGCUGUCAGAUCGCGAAACAUGUAUGUGCAAACAACAUGAAAAUCUUGGCUUUAUUGCUAAAAAGCUUCAUCAGAUGCACAUCAUUGACACGUUCAAUUUGGAGAGCCUGACAGAAGCCAUCACGUGUGACAUCACAAGCAAGCAGUGUAUGUAUGGAGAAUGUGACAAAUGCAGCAAUAAGAGCUAUCCACUCACAGGCCAUUACAAAGCUACUGAUCGUGUCUCCUACCUUCAGUGGGCAACUGUUGACAAAAAGAACAAAGAUAACUCUGGAGCAACCUCAAAGGUCACUUUGAAAAAAGAAUAUGAAUCCUCACAAGAAGAGCUGGUGGAAACAUUUGCCACUUUGCUCCAGAAGUUUAGGCGUCAUCUCUACAACAUCAGGCAGCAGUAUGCUUUCUCACGGGCCCUGAAGCAGAACCUCCCUGCCGACCAAUGUGUAGUCCAUGUUGAUUUCUCAGAAAACUAUACUUGCAAAUACAGUGCAGAAGUGCAGUCUGUUCAUUUUGGUGCAUCCCACCAACAGGCCACUUUACACACUGGUGUUUAUCAUGUGGGGGGAGAAUCGGCUCCUACCUCCUUCCGCACCAUAUCGGCAUCAAGAUUGAAGGGACCACCUGCAAUAUGGAAACACAUGGAGCCCAUUCUGAAGGAAAUCAGAGAAAAAUUCCCAGAUGUGACAACUGUGCAUUUUUUUAGCGAUGGGCCCUGCACACAAUACAAACAGCGUAGAAACUUUUACCUUUUUUGCACUGAAAUUUUUAAGAAGGGGUUCACAAGGGGAACCUGGAAUUACUUUGAGGCCAGUCAUGGCAAAGGAGCCCCAGAUGGCAUAGGUGGCACACUGAAGAGGAGGGCUGACAGGCUUGUCAGCCAAGGGGUUGAUAUUCCCACAGCAAUGUCCCUUUACCAAGCUCUGAAUGAUGGUUAGUCAAAGGUAAAGUUGUUUUACAUCCAGGAGCAAGAUGUAGAUGAUGCAGUGAAGGAAAUGCCGGCUGACCUUCCAGCGGUACCAUCCACAAUGAGGCUUCACCAGGUGAUUACUCUUUCACCUGGAAAAAUGCUCUACCGCGACAUCAGCUGCAUGUGUUCUGCAAAUGGGAGUCUGGAAUGUAACUGCCAGAAAACGAGAAGCUUCAGCUUUAAUUCCACAGAUGACCACACAGAAGACCUAACACACAGCAGACCAGAAGAAGAGCAGUGGCAUACUCCCGAGGUUGUGGGUAAAUGGUGUGCUGUGCUGUAUGAGGGCCACAUCUACCCAGGGAUCAUCCAAGAGGUGAAUGAGACCCACUGCCAGGUGAAAUGUAUGCACAGAGUGGGGGAAAACCGCUUUUUCUGGCCGUUGAGGGAGGAUGUCCAUUGGUAUCCCUUUGAGGAUAUUCUGACCAUCAUUUCACCGCCACAAAAUGUUACCUCACGCCACCUGGCCAUCGCAGAAGACCAAUGGAACACUCUGGUCAGCCAUGAAGAGUAAAGUGGAAUAUUAGAAGACCGAUGUUCUAAAGACAAGAUGACAAGUUUUGUCCGAUGUUCUAAAGACAAGAUGACAAGUUUUCAGUGUUAAGAGUCAAGUGUUAGAGUGAAUAUGUUGAUAGGCUAGGGCAGCCAGCCAUCAAAGUUUCUUUAAUUAUUAUUAUUUCUUCUAUUUUUAGGGUGUUAUUUGAGGAAAAGUGCAACAGAAGGUAUUAAAAGUUAUUCAAAGAA